AUGUCCUCGACACAAAAGCUUCAGCAGCACCCUGCUUUCGUCCAGGCGCAGAACAAGGCGAAUUAUUACUUUCAACAGCUUGACAAAGAACUCACGAAGUAUCCAGUAUUGAACACAUUUGAGCAGCGAACUCAGGUUCCAAAGACCUAUUUAGUCAUAUCUACUGUUUCGCUCCUCACUCUUUUCCACUUUGUCAACCCUCUCGCCGCACCCGUUUCUAACCUCGUUGGAUGGGCCCUUCCGUGCUACCUCUCCUUCAAGGCGCUGGAAAGUCCCGGCCAUCAAGAUGACGUUCAGUGGCUCACGUAUUGGGUUGUUUUCGGGUUCUUCAACUUCCUCGAGAGCAUUGCACUCAGAAUGGUUCUCUACUACUUCCCGUGGUACUUUGCAUUCAAGACGGUGUUCAUCCUCUGGCUGCAGCUCCCGAACUUCCGCGGCGCACAAACGACUUACACUGUGUUGUUGAAGCCUGUCAUGUCAAACUUGUCUGGUUCGCGCGCUGUAGCGCCGACCGACACGGUGACAGCUGAGGGUCUCCGCGACCGUGUUGCCAGCGCUAAUUCAGAGUGA
Messenger RNA from Suillus subaureus, 570 nucleotides. RefSeq names its product TB2/DP1, HVA22 family-domain-containing protein. The record is from RefSeq and is a predicted model, not a curated record. Bases 1 to 570 code for a protein of 189 amino acids. NCBI's taxonomy places the organism in Eukaryota, Fungi, Basidiomycota, Agaricomycetes, Boletales, Suillaceae. The transcript has 3 exons.